GCAGUUCCAAGGCUGCAUCUUUGCACUGGACAGGUGAGCGAGCUGUCAGUGUUCUUCUGCUGGGUCUUCUUCCUGCAGCGUACCUGUACCCUGGCCCGGCCAUGGACUAUUCAUUGGCCGCAGCCCUCACUCUCCAUGGCCACUGGGGUCUUGGGCAGGUUAUAACUGACUAUGUCCAUGGAGAUGUACCCAUUAAAGUGGCCAACACAGGUCUGUAUGUACUGUCAGCCGUUACCUUCGCUGGCCUCUGCUACUUUAACUAUCACGAUGUUGGUAUCUGCAAGGCCGUUGCCAUGCUGUGGAGCCUCUAA
Molecule: messenger RNA, 311 nt
Organism: Apaloderma vittatum (bar-tailed trogon)
Lineage: Eukaryota; Metazoa; Chordata; Aves; Trogoniformes; Trogonidae
Gene: SDHD
Product: succinate dehydrogenase complex, subunit D, integral membrane protein
Exons: 2
Biological process (GO): tricarboxylic acid cycle; mitochondrial electron transport, succinate to ubiquinone
Cellular component (GO): mitochondrial envelope; membrane
Molecular function (GO): heme binding; ubiquinone binding
Source: RefSeq, a predicted model, not a curated record